AUGAAGUCGGCGACACGCGAGCGCAAAUACGCAAAGCAGAUCGGCACGCAGAGAUUUCUAUCGCGCAACUGCCAUCAAGACAAGGACCAGUCACGACGCGACGAUAUUGAGAUCUGGCUCUACGUGCUGCUCGAUUUGUACCGAGAAGGGUUAUUCCAUGGGUGGGUCGGGCCGGAGAUGCUCUGGUGCAAGAAGUGGAUGUUCAGCAGCAAGAGAGUUUCU
This is a messenger RNA of Mesorhabditis spiculigera, 222 nucleotides long. The record is from the annotation of a GenBank genome assembly. Lineage: Eukaryota; Metazoa; Nematoda; Chromadorea; Rhabditida; Rhabditidae.